AUGGCACCUGUUCGGCGAUACCUUCGAAUCAGCAGAUACUCUGUCCUUGAAUGUCGAAUCUAUCUCGAGAAUCCAUUAGAUUCUCGGUGGCUUCUUGAUAGCCGAGACCCUGUACUCCCCCGGAUAUUCGCCGCCAUUCGUCCGUUGGUGCUACCAAAGUUACGAGAGGAAAAUGAAAGGCUGUACGCUAGGAAGAAAGGGAAGCCGGUCAAAGAUGUGAUAGCUGAAGAUGAGUUCGAGGUCGCCUUAUUCCUUCGCGAAUCUCGCACACGCCACUCACUCUUGACUCGGCACAAGACCUUUGAGGACGCCAGAGACACGACAGACAUUCCCGUGAUUCGGUCCGAAGGAGGCGGCGACAAGAUCUUAGUUGAGAGUGACAGUGAAGCUGACACCGAUCUGCGCGAUAUUCCGCAAGCGAACACAAGCGACGCCAAUGGCAAGCGCCGCCGAGGGAUGGACGCCCAGAGCGCGGGUGGACAACGCACGUCAAAGCGCCAGAAAGAAACUGAUUCGCCUCUGGAGCUUAGUGCUAAUGGCGAUGACAAGAAGCUAGGAUUCCGGACACAGUACGAAGGAUUCAAUAUCUACGGUUGGGUUCUAUGUCUGCUGGUGACGCGAAAGGGCGAUAAGGCGAGAGCACGGCCAGCCGCUUCUGAUACUUCACGUCAGGCGCUAAUGGAAGAGUGGAUUUCCACUCAAGCUCAGGGGGACUUGGACGAAGGUUGA
Messenger RNA from Aspergillus viridinutans, 729 nucleotides. RefSeq lists its product as uncharacterized. The record is from RefSeq and is a predicted model, not a curated record. Bases 1 to 729 code for a protein of 242 amino acids. The transcript has 2 exons. Lineage: Eukaryota; Fungi; Ascomycota; Eurotiomycetes; Eurotiales; Aspergillaceae.